CCCCAACUGAUGGGGAAAGGGGAGGAAACUGCAGAUGCUCUAUUCUUCGGCUCCAGUGGGCGGCGGCAGCGGAACUAGGGCACGCACCGUCAUUGCAAUGCAGGCGGAUCCCAAUCCCAUGAAGCGAAAGAGAAAACCCAUAAAGAGCAAAAAUCCGAAGAAGAAGACGACGAUGACGAAGCCCUCGGGGGCCAUGGCGGCGGUGGCGGAGGCGAAGCGGAGGAAACCUAGCAAGAGGAUGCUCAAACUUUUUAAGAAGAGGGCCCAAAACUACCACUCCGACUCUGACGACGACGAUGAAGAAGAAGUUGUCGAGGAAGGGAGAAGAGGAGAAGCGACGCCCAGUGGUGGGAAUGAUGAGGAUGGGUCGACGGAUUCCGAGAGAGGAGGAGGCUCCGAAGGCGACGACGAGGGUGAUGGCGAAGGAGGACAUCGCGGCGGGAUCACGAGGUUUGAUGAAGGGUGUAGGGCGUUUAGGGUUGCUUUCUCAAAGAUUAUGAAGAAGAAGCUCCCCUAUGAUGCACUGGGUCCUAUGUUAUCGGCGCACAAGAAGCUGGUAGUGGAGAAGCUGGCGGAGGAAGAAGCAGAGCACAAGGCAAAAGGGGAUGCGAAGAAGGAGAAGAUUUUGGCAUCGGAAAAGGGGCAUGUAAAGCUUGCAAGUUUCUUGGAUGCAAAGGAGAAGUCUCUUAUUAAGAUCGCAACAAAAGGAGUUGUAAGGCUAUUUAAUGAGGUUAGCAAGGCACAAAUUUCCCAGAGAGGUUUAAAUCCUUCAAGAACAAAAGUUGCAAAAGAGUUGGCAAAGCAAAGAAAACAGACCUUCUCUCCAGAGCUAAAGAAGUCAUCAACUCAAGGUCAUGGAGACCACUUGCCAUUCAAUUCAUCCAAGCUUUCUAAUUCUGUGGAGAAAGAAAAUGAUGAUGAGCCUGGGUGGGCGCCAUUACGUGAUAGUUACAUGCUUACGAGUUCAAAGUUGAAGGACUGGGACAAAAUGCCAGAUCCUGCUGCAUCAGUUGGUCAGGAUGUGUUUCCUAUGGAGAGUAGCUCCUCUGACGAGGAAUAGAAGUCCCAGAAUAAGGUUGUAAGUGGCUUAAAGGCAAGGUCACCAGAAAUUUUUGUAAUGAUAAAUCUCAGUUUGUUAUGAUGCUUAAGUUAUUGAAAUCAAGCUGAAGAGUUAUUUAUGCAAAGUAAAGGCUGUUACUGUGUCAUGUGAAGGAUGUACGGAGCUUCUCAUCAAUUUGGAUAUUUACCUCUUAUAAUUUCUAAUUACGUUGUACCAUUAGGAGUAAAUGAACCAACUACAAUUCCAUUUAAGCAUGUUGCAGGUUCUAGUCAACACUUAUGUGGCUCCUUUUUUAUUUUUUCUCCUUUUUUUUUUUGGUUGGCUAAGCAAGUUGCAGAUGGUUUAGUUCCUUGCUAAAGGUUCCCAUUGGUUCUGUGAUGAUAGUUUUGUUUGGGGUAACUAUUCUUCUUUUGACAUGUAACUGCGAAUUAUUCAAAUUGUUCAUGGACAAAAGAAGUGUACAAGCAAAGAACUUGUCAGGAGUUUGUGUACAUAUAAUUGCAUUACAGAGGGAUGAGUUGGUGCGUCGAAACAUGCAACCCUGGAUUGGGUUAGAAUCCUUGUCGGCUGCAUGUAAGGUCUUGUUUUGUAUCUCAGAUGAUAUAUUAAGAGCUUACUUAGGCAUUCGAGAUUGGAUUAGAUAAGAAGCUCCACUUGGGAGAAAUAAAGUCGUGCUUUCGAUAAGCUUUUCAGUAGUCAAACAACCUCUUCCAAAAUUGUUAUUCUCUUUUACAUUAUGCACAAUCUGAUCGUUUGAUGUGAUGCACAUACAUAGUUGAAAUAAAUGUUUAUUAAAUAAAGCUUCGUUUUGAGUAUUGUUGUUUUCAUUCUUUUGUAACUUAAAAGUGUAGAAGGUCGAAUGUUAUAGACAUUUAUUAUGGUAUUUAUUAGGCAACAAAAAUAAAAAUAUUUUACCAAAACAAAUUUAUUUAUUGAUAAUAAUGAAUUUAUAUUGGAGCAACAUAUGUAUGUAUAGUAGGUGAGCACACCUGGUACUCAAUUCAAUAUAUAAUUUAAUGAAGGAUUGGCUCGAGAUCCGGUUACUUUACUAAGUUUGGUAAAUAAGCCAUUAGCAGGCCUAUGUUGGGCUUGUUCACAGCCCAUUAUUUACCAACUGAAACUUGCUAAUAAUAACGCGCAACUGAUGUGGGGAAAGGGGUGGAGGAAGCCGCAAAUGCUUUAUUCUUCGUUUUUAGCACUGUAGACGAGAGAGUGGGAGAGACACAAACUACUCAGCUGGCGCGCGCUAUUCCUCGGCGGAGGCCGAGGCGGAGGCGGAGACGGCGAUGGUGGCGCCGCCGCAGCCGCAGCGACGGCGAGGAUGCUGGUGAGGUAUUUCUCGAGGAAACAGGGCAAGGACGUGCGGUGGAUAAACCCUAAGGUGCCGAGGGAGGAGGCAUCGGAGAUCUCCAAGGGACUAUACCAGAUCUGUCAAGGAUCACGGGCCUCUCACCGCCGCCAACACCUGGAACUUUGCCAAUGUAGUAAAAAUGGCGACUUGGCUACUAACUCUUCUCUUCUCUUCUCUUCUCUUCUGUGGCGAUGAAAAAAAAGAUUGUUUUUCUUCUAUUUUUUUGUCAAUGAAGUGGCUUUUUGUUUAUCUGACUUAAUUUGGAGUUUGUAGGGUUUUUUGAUGGGUGGAAUAGUAUAGGUGUGAGGGUUGGGCAUGCACGUAAUGUGUUUGAUCAAUCGCCUGUCUGAUCCCGAGUCUCGGAAAUUUAACCUUUAAUAGUUGCUAUAAUCGAUUUGUAUUGCUGGCUCC
This is a messenger RNA of Ananas comosus (pineapple), 2822 nucleotides long. Its product is annotated as RRP15-like protein. Gene Ontology annotation, biological process: maturation of LSU-rRNA; maturation of 5.8S rRNA. Bases 35 to 1060 code for a protein of 341 amino acids. NCBI's taxonomy places the organism in Eukaryota, Viridiplantae, Streptophyta, Magnoliopsida, Poales, Bromeliaceae. The record is from RefSeq and is a predicted model, not a curated record. The transcript has 9 exons. Gene Ontology annotation, cellular component: preribosome, large subunit precursor.